GCCCCCCGGCAGCGAGGCGAAGGCGACGGCAGCUCGCAGAGGCGGGCGGCGGUGGCGGCGGCGGCGGCGGCGGCGCGGGAGAGUUCGCGUCUCUCUUUCCGUCUCUCGACCUCGCGCCCCCGGCUUCCCUCCACCGUGUGCCAACUCCCUAUACUCGUCCGGGUUACCCGCCACCCGGCUUCCGUCCCCCCCCCCACGCCCCAGGCGGUGAAGGUUUGGGCUGAGCCAUGAGCGACAAGUACACGCGCGCCGUGCUUCGGGUAGUGGUGGCUCAGGUUUGUCAGGGGCUGGGCUGGGACGCCGUUCAGGUCUGCGCUUCGGAGGUGCUCACCGACGUCCUGCAGCGUUACCUGGAGCAGCUGGCGCGAUGCUGCCACCGCUACAGCGAGCUCUACGGGCGCACGGACCCAGACCUCGAGGACGUGGGGCAGGCGUUCGGCCUCAUGGGCGUGAGCCUGCACGAGCUGGAGGACUUUGUGCACAACCUGGAGCCCGUGGCGUUCGCACAUACGCUGCCUGCCUUCCCGGCCGUCAAGGCCAACACGCUCGGCUUUCCGACGGCGGCGGCAGUGGCGGCCGCAAGCGCCCGUGACGCCGCCUCGCGCCGCGACUACAUCCCCGACCACCUGCCGCCGCUCGUGUCCGCGCAGGAAGAGGAGGAGGAAGCGGUCCAGUGCGAGGGCGGCACGUCGGCCGAAGCCAUGCAGGUCUCCCUGGACGAGGAGGACGAGGAGGAGGAUGAGGAGGAGGACGAGGAGGUGGAGGAGGGCGAGAUCCGGGAUGGACUGGAGCCUGGCGAAAUCGUGUCGGAUGACGGCAAGCGUCAGUUCAUCCUGGACGCCGACAGCAGCGGACCCGACUCUCCCGUGUCGUCCCGCCACUCGAGCCACCCCAGCAAGCGGGCCCGACUCUCGGAGCCAGCCCCGGCCUUCCUGCAUGGCAGCGGCGGUGGCGGAACACCUCGUCGGCCACUGGGCCCGCUCAGUGCCCAGCAGCUGCAGCAGCACCAGCAGCAGCACCAGCAGCUGCGGGCGCCGCCCGUGCUGUCGCCGGUGCCCGUGUCAGACCCCUCCGAGUCCCCGCCCCUCUCUCCGGAACCGCCGGAGCUAGCGCCGGUGGCCCGGUCAGCGCCCACACAGGAGCGCAAGCAGCAGCAGCAGCAGCAGGCGGCGGCCGUUGCAGCGGCGGCGGCGCCGUCUCAUGGCAAGCACAAAGCGCCGCACAAGGCCGCAAAGGCGGCGGCAAAGGCCGCCCCUGCGGCGGCGGCGGCACCGGUGACCACGCCGUCCUCUCGGCCCACACGCUCGCACAGCCAGAGGUCGCCGGCACGAGACAAAAAGUCUCCCGCUCGCACCAAGAGCCCCAAGUCUCAGGGCAAGAGCAAGGCUGCCUCCAAUGCUGCCGCCGCCGCUCCUUUGCCAGCCGCCGCAAGCGGCAAACCGGAAAGCCCGGCACGGGCCCCGCUGGCGCUGUACAACGCGGCCGUAGAGCGGACCUUGCGCGAGACGCCACCUAAGGCGUCCGCUGCUGCCACUUCCACACCGGGCGCCGGCGACAAGAAGGGCGGACAUGAGGGCAGGAAGCAGCAGCAGCAGCAACACCAGCAGCAGGACGAUAAGGCCAUCACGGACUCGAUCGACGCCGUCAUCGCGCAGGUCUGCGCCAAGCGCGAGUCGGACCCCUUUGCCUUCUCGUCUGACUCGGAGGGCGAGGUGUUCACGAGCCCCAAGCACCACUCGGCAUCCGAGUCAAGCACCAUCAAGUCCCCAACUCUGGGCAACGGUAGCGGCAGCAGUGGGGCGAGCGCCGGCCAGGCCACCGGUCCGACCGCGGGCCCGGCCAAGGCCACGGACUCGGCGGCGGCGACGAACUCUGGCGGUGAGCGCGAACGGGCGGCGAGUACCAACGCCGCGUCGUGGACGCUGGAUGACUCGAUCAAUGAGGUGGUGAGGAGGGCGGGGCUGGACGUGGCGGCGGCCUCCCCCGCCGCCACGUCGACGGCGCCAAAGUCGGGCCAGCCGGCGACGGCCCCGGCGCGGGUGCUGUCGGCGGUGUCUCCGGCGCGAUCGUCGUCAUCCGACGGUACCUCCCCGUGCUCCCCACGCACGGAUGCCCCCUGCUUUCCGACGGCGCCACCGCCGGCAGCGCCCGAACCCAGGCCGAGCGCGGCGGCGGCGAAAUCGGCGGCGCCGCCACCGCCCACACUUCCGCCGGCGCCGCCGCCGCAGGCCCAGCCGUCGACGGUGGACGUGAAGAAGCGUCUGAAGAAGGAGCUGCGCCUGAAGCAGAAGAAGAAGGAGAAGGAGCGCGCGAAGGAGCGGCUCAAGGAGCAGCGCGAGAAGGAGCGCGAGCGCCAGCGCGAGAAGGACAAGCGGCGCGAUGGCUCUAAAGACCGCCGCGGCCGCAGGGACUCGGACAGGACGGCCAACAAGGCCAAGGAGCGCGACCGCUCCGAGUCGAAGGACAAGGGCAAGGACCCGUCUCUCAAGAAGGACAAGGACAAGCACCGGGACAAGAAGAAGGACCACGAGAAGACGAGGGGUGACAAGCACGGCAGGGACAAGGGCGCCGGUAAGUCGGCGGCGCUGGCGAGCGGCGGCGCUUCGACGGCGUUCUCCGGCGGCCUCGCGUUCGCGCAGUUGGGGCGGGCCCCGCCGGGCCGGCACGGCGACAGCGGCGGCCCCAACCGUGACAAAGAUCGUCACCGUGACAAGGACAAGAAGAAAGACAAGAAGAAGAAAAAGCGGGAGAAGGAUCGGGAGAAGGAAGAGAAGCACAAGAUGGACAAGCUAAAGCAGGAUCAGCCCAGCGGAGCUUCCUCCCCUGCUAUCCCCAAGCUCACGCUGCGCAUGGGUGGACAGAUGCCGCUGGUGAUCCACCAGACAAGCGUCGACAAGAAGCCGUCCCCUCCAGUCCCACGCCCCAAGUCACCCCCCCUGCUGGGCGGCGGCGGAGGCGGUGGCGGCGCAGCCUCCUCGCCGUCUCUCUCCCCGCCCGACUCGCCGCUCCCCCCGCAGCCGCUGCCCGAGGCCCACUUGCACCACCAGCACCGACCGGGGCCCGCGGCCUCCCUGUUGGCGGCAGGCCCCGGCCGUCCCGAUGGACCGCUAGCGGCGCUCGAAAUGACCGCGGGGAAGGCCGGGAGCGGCCCCGGAGCAGGGGGAGGAUUGACGGCGGCUGCGGCGGCUGCGGCGGCUGCAGCGGCGGCGGCGCUACAGCGCACCGUCACCACAGAAACCAUCAGCACGUUUUUGGAUGCCCAAGGCAACAAGGUGUGGAUCUGCCCCGGCUGCAAUAAGAUGGACGACGGAAGCCCCAUGAUCGGCUGCGACAUGUGCGACGACUGGUUCCACUGGCCAUGUGUGGGCAUCUCCAAAGCCCCCCCGGACGCCGUCAAAUGGUUCUGCCCGCGCUGCCGCCUCGCCAACAGCGCCGCACCCAUCGCCGGCAAGCGCCGGGACAAGAAGGGGGCGGCAGCGGCGGCGGCGGUGGUGGCGGCGGCGGCAGCGGCGGCGGCGGCAGUGGUGGUGCCUCCGCCCCCCGUAGUGCUUCCGCCUCCGCCGCCUCCUCCUCCUCCUCCCCCUCCGCCGCCAGUCGUCGCCACCCCUCCCACCGGCGCAGGCGGCAAGCGCAAGGGCAAGAUGGGGCGAGGAGGAGGCCCGCCGCCUAAGAAGGGCUCGGGGAAGCUGGUGUCGGAGGCCCUGCCGGUGCCCGCCGCCGCCCUUGCACCUCUGCCGCCACCUCCCCCGCCGCCCGUCCCGGCGCCGCCGCCGCCGCCGGUCGUUCCCAUGGAAGACGACUACGAGGAGGGCAAGAUCUGGAUCUGCCCGAGCUGCAAGGGCGUGAUCAAGCAGACGUCGGAGGCGCCCACCAUUGGCUGCGAGACGUGCGACGAGUGGUACCACUGGACCUGCGUGGGCAUCAUCACCCCCCCGCCGGAAGAGGAGCCAUGGUACUGCCCGGUCUGCACCACCUCCAGCACCUCCACCAGCGGCGGCGGCGGCGGUGGCGGCAGCAAGGGCAGGGACAAGCGGCAAAAGGGGCGGAAGGGCAAGGGUGGACAUUAGCGCUUGGGUGCUGGGCUUGCGGCCUCCCACGCACAUCUCCAAUGGCGUGGGGCACCGCUUGCCCGUGGAGCCAGCGCCGCUCCCACCCAUGCGGCCAACCAAUGAUGCGCCACCGUAAACAACAACAACAAAACUGCGGACGUUGUCCACCGAGCAACGGCGCCGUACACCCGUGUGGCCAAACGCUUGGGCGGUUGGGCAGCUGACUCCCCCACUGCCCCAUCCCCUCCGGCCACUGUAGGUCUCGAUGCAGGACUGCGGGUGGACGCUGUGACGCGGCGGAGGGCGAACGCAACGAUGCGGCCGACGCAAUCUCUGGCUUUCACGCCCGUCCGUCCGCCCGCCCACCCUCCCCAGCACGACGCCACGAACUUUUGAGUCGGCCGUUUUUACCAAACGUCGAGAUGAUAUCGUCGCGAACUUUUAAGCGCCGCGUCAGCAGAUCUAAAAGUCGGUCUCCGCUUAAACGAACAUGCGUCGCUAGUUUCACAUUGGCAGCCUUACGAAGCCAGUGGGGGAAAGUCCACAUUCUUAUGGUGGGAGCCAGUCAGUCAUACUCGAUAGGACAACCACUGUUGACUUCCGGCAAAGUGGUUUCUUAAUUUUAUUAACCCCCCCCCCCCCCACCAUGUGCCGCAAACCUUAAAUAUGAGUGGAGUCAAUCCUCAACCAGGAUCGAAACUCUUUUAAAGGUCGUGGGCGCAAACGCUUGAACCCAUCGCGGCAACACCCGCGAGGCCAUGUAUAUAUGUAAAAUACGUGUGUGUGUGCACGCACACGUGCGUGCGUGUGUGAGAGUAUUUUUUAACUAAACGUAUCCGUGUUUGGUCGUGCACGUACAGUGACGCGUCGGCGAGCGCCUGAUGAUUAAUAAAAACGUAGACAAAGUUAGAUUUUCUUUUCCCCCCCCCACUCUAUUAAAAAACGCGUCGUAGUCGUUGGCCAAGCCAGUGUGGAGUCCACCGGCUGUCCGCCCGGUGGCCGUGUCUCGUGUGUACGUCCAUGUCCAGGGGGGAAACGAAGCCUCCGCAACACGCGCUCGCGUUUUCAUCGCCGUAUCUUUGUCGUGAUAUAUUUUUUUACUUUUGAAAAGGGCCUGGCUGUCGAGUUUUAUUUCUUUUUUUUAUUUGUGUAUUUCUACAUCGUAAACUUACAUGAGUUUGGAACAGGUCCUGAAGUUUUGCCGAAACCGCACGGUCCGUUGUGUAAGGUAGUGGGUACACAGCAAACGGGUUGUGGUGAGGUGAACCCACCCGUAUGGAUCUCUUCCUAGUGUUAUCCCCCUUCCUUAUGCCCUGGUGGGUUUUCUCUGGGCGUUCAGGCGUCCUCACCCGUACGAAAUCAAAUUUAUAUUUGAGAGGACAAUUGGUCCAAACAUCCCAACGUAGCAGGGGGGGGGGCCCUCUUGAAAGAGCAGUGGGACUCGGUGAGGCUUUGCUGGAAGGCAAUUUCUGUUGAGUUUAUUUUUUCUCUCCCACUCACUAGGGACGGGCGGCUCUCUUGAGCUUGCCUUGAGUUUGAAGCUCUCCCACUAGCAGUGGUGUGAGCCAGCAAUUGCAGGGCUACACCUCUUCCUUUCGCCGCAGAUUACUUCUCAGUAUUUGGUAAACCCACCGCCAUGUUCCGCCAGCAUUUUAACCCCCGAAUCAAGGCAACAAUAUUUCCAAAAGACUGGUUUCGUUUGAAAUUGUCGUACCUUCUUGAAUGCACUGCCUCUUGGAACUGCGAGAAUAUAUAUUUCAACAAGUUGAUAUGUAGAUGUUUUUAUUUUUUAAUAUUCUAUUUGCGUGUCGUUAUGUACCACCACUGCCUCCCCCCCCCUCCCCCACCACCAAAUGAUUGCAAUAGUUCCGCUUGGGCGCUAUGCCCCAUUUAGAAACGAAAACAAAAGUAUUAGAAACUGUUGUGGCUUCUUGGUGCUGUACUCGACGACAGAGCGGGAGGUGUGGAGAUAAAUUAGCUGCCGAGGACAUCACGGAGAGUAGGUUGUAGGUAAGAGGCCUACGUGGGGUACAAGCACUUUGUGCCCUGGGGCUCUCCACGCGUGGUGGAUCAAUUUAUCUGCUGGCACCACCAGCAGCAGCAGCAGGGACCUCCAGAGGAGGGUGCCAGUCUGCACCCUAACCUGGUCAAGGCUGAUGAGGCCACUUUUGUCAGCACCGGGAUAACCAAAGGCCUCUGACCCCACCCAACUCGUUAUGAGCUGUGCAAUUGAGUCACCAUGGACAAACGUCACUGAUGAACGUGGCCUCAAAGUUCAGGAGUGGAUGAAUUGGGUAAAAGGACUUGACAACAUCGCCCCCCCCCCCCAACUACUGGCGGGCUAUACCCCCUCAGUGACACAUCGCACCGUCGUCACGGCCUCGUGCUAUUAAGACUGGCGCGAAGAGCAAAUGUGAUAUGCUGUUUUCAUUACGAGUGUUCUAUUCGCAGUGACGUCUGGAGUAGCACACCGCGAAUGUCGGCUUGUUUGAUGCAAACGACAAAUGAUUGUUACUGGAAUUGUCACAGGCCCAUAACGCGUCAUCCUAUAAAUAUAUAGUAUAUAUAGCCAGCUGCCGCUCUCAAAACCAAAAAUAAAACGCCACGAGGAAUCGAGUCGGAAGCAUUGCUCGGCGAAUGGGAUCCUUUCGUGUGGAAGAUUAUUUGGUGAUCCUGUCUCUGCUGCGUUGGCUGUGGUGCACAAAUAACAACUCAACGCGCUGAUGAAACCCACUGCCUUACGAAAGGAAUUGUAUAUUAGGUGAGUUUCGGGCAAUGGUCCUUCUCUCAAGCACUUGAAGACUUGUGCCACGAAGAAAGGGCAAUUGCCCCAAACGUUGCCUAAUAUAUAUUUUCCUUCCGUGUGGAGGGGGUGAUUGGCAAGAGUAGUUCUACGUCGAUGUCGGGGUUGGUGGUGGGCCAGUUUAGGGCUAACGGGAGCGAUGUUGCAAAUGUCGCCAGCAAAUUGAUCGGGCAUCUUUGCGCGAUGCAUGUCCCGUGGUUUUGGCUGCUGUAGCCACAGUUGCAAUGUGGGAGGAGGGGGGGGGGGGAUGGGGUUCGAUUCGUAGGAUCUUGACCAUGUCUUCAUCGAUUCGGUUUCUCGCACAUUCGGGAGGUUGGACUGUGUUUGGGUUGGUUCUGGUACGAUUCCUAACCCUCGACCAUAGGCCCAGUGUUUCCCGCUCUGCGGGUGAAUAAGGUAACUUGGCCAUAAUCCAAAGCUUGGUUCCAUCAGGGAAGCGAAGCGUUCAAGGUCCUGACUUAUUCCUGUGGCCAAAUAGGUUGUGAACGAUGCGAUUAAUUUGCGCGUUUAAAAAUGUGUGUUUGCACGACUCGCUUACAUUGGCCACGCGAAGAAGUCUGCGGCUGAUAUAAUGUUGCCGCUUACUGGCCUCUUCUUGGCUGUAUCUUGCCCAGGGCCCACGGGCUGCCACCUCGUGAGUCAACGGAUUUGUCUGCUCGCUGUCUGUCGGUGGUGGCUGCUCGUCGAAAAUACGCUGCCAAGGCUGCCUAAGAUUGUCCAGUCUCUGGCGGCACGUGCGGGUGAAUUGAUUGGAAUGCUCAAGUGAAAUACGAUGUUGGUGAUGAUGAUGAUGCCAGUGCUGGGCUCCCACCGGAAUCAGAUCUCACGGGAAUGUGUGUGGGCUUCUUGGUUGCCCUUGCAGAAGGUGCUUUUGUCUUCAUGGGCUCUCAUCAUCACGAUCUACCCACUGCUUUAUGAAUCCCUGCCGGUCGUCUUCUCUCCCAGUCUCGCAAUGCCGCAAUCCAUCUGGCUCCUGGCGAGGCUGGGCUGCAGUGGUUAUCACAACGCGCUAAAAAUCCAGAGAGCUGGGUUUGAUUCCCAGCCACGGUUCGCGUUGAGUGGUGAGCAACUUCUGAACUUGUCCUGGGGCCUUCCCCUAAGUAGACUCAGCCGACCUACCGUUGUUCGCCGUGCCGGCCUUAAUGGGUGCUCGCUAACAGCACUUUGCCUCGGCAGUUUAGGCUCUACGGGGAUCUUCUGUAUGUGUCAAUGUAGUAUGUGGUGUAAAUGUGUGUGUACGGUAUGUGUAUGCAUAUGCCCGUCUGUUGGAGCAAAUCGCUGUUGGUGAAGCCACUGCUAAUCGCAUUCCAGUUUCUCAAUGAAUUCACCUGCAACGUGGUGGUGUUGGUGGCGGCGGCACCUGAGACUAGAAAACCCGGGAUGUGACUCGCAGCCUGCGAGCCGCCGCUGCUUUCACACUUUUAACGUCGAAGAUGUGUUGCCUGGGCUGUGUUCGGUUACCAAUACAACCCCAAAGCGCAAACGGGGUGCGUCUUGUAACUUGCAUCACGCGGCUACUUGUCCCGACUGUCUGACAUAAGUUUGUAAUUCUCGAUUGAUCGUGAGCGCCGUGUUGACUUGAAGGUCGCUCCUAAAUCGUUAUCAUGAAGUCUCUCAUUUGAUUACUGUUGUGCCGGACAGCUCGAGACAGCACUCCCUUGUGGUAGCGACAGGGUUUAAGAGCUGAAAGCUGCAUUAACUUGGGCCUAACCUCUCCUGAUUGGCCAGAGUGGUGUGGGGGGGGGGUAUACAUUGAGGUUGGCGACAUAGGAAGCGGUUGCGUAAGAAAUUGAGGCUGGCGAAACGGGAACGCUUCAGACGGCAAGGUCCUUCAGGACCCCAGUUGGAUUCUGAGAUGUUGGCUAUGGCUUUCUGUCGCUUUCUGAGGUUUCGAGAGGUAUAUCUCCCGUGGCGCUCGUGGCUUGGAACCAACCGCAUUCAACAAAAGAUAACAUCGGCCUGGUGUUUCGGGGAUGUGUCGUUCAAGAUUUCGAAGGCAUGUGGCAGCGAUGGAAGUUGGCAUUCGGGCCGGGGCUUCCCCCCCCCCCCACACACCUCGUCGCACAGUGAACUCGCUCUUGAAAUUCUCCCCGCAGCUGCUUCGUCCACACCCGAGCGAGUCGUCGCGACGCAGUGAAAUCAAACGGCGUUAUGAUUCGCCCAUUGUAACGACAGUUGCUCAAACGUGUGCCCCAGGUGAUGAAUGGAAUGGUCUUGUGCAACGAAGUUACCCCGAGCAGAUGGGCCGCCGUUUGUUAAGUGGAGUCUGGCCUCGACUGCGAACAGCAACCGCGUGCAGAGAUGGCCCGCGCACAAGCGAUUCGGUGCGCGCGCGAUCAAGUUGCACGCGAACGGGUCGCAGAGAAUGGUGCACGCACACGCACCCACCCACCCACAAGCGAUGCGAUCGCGUCGCAGCUGAUUGCUCAAGCCGUGGAUUAUUAUGAUGAUGUCACCCUCCACCCUCCCCUCGUUUCGUCUCCCCCGCACGCGGGCAUGCGACUCGUGAACGUGUAUUUUAUUGUGAGAUAACAGAAUAAGAAGACAAAAAAAUAAAUACUAAAUACUACGA
Messenger RNA from Petromyzon marinus (sea lamprey), 9424 nucleotides. It is a transcript of the gene TAF3, whose product is annotated as TATA-box binding protein associated factor 3. Lineage: Eukaryota; Metazoa; Chordata; Hyperoartia; Petromyzontiformes; Petromyzontidae. Gene Ontology annotation, biological process: positive regulation of transcription by RNA polymerase II. Gene Ontology annotation, cellular component: transcription factor TFIID complex. Gene Ontology annotation, molecular function: p53 binding; protein heterodimerization activity; transcription factor binding. The record is from RefSeq and is a predicted model, not a curated record.